Messenger RNA from Spodoptera littoralis (African cotton leafworm), 3848 nucleotides. The record is from the annotation of a GenBank genome assembly. NCBI's taxonomy places the organism in Eukaryota, Metazoa, Arthropoda, Insecta, Lepidoptera, Noctuidae.
AAAAAACAAAUAUCAAAUCAAGUGAUCAAAAUAAACAAUUGCAACACUUUCUGAAAAUUAAAAAAAAGUUAAAAAAUGUCGGAAUGUGGUUGUGCUUCGUGUAAUUCAUAAUAGUUUCGUCACUUUAUUACUGAACAUUGCUUAUUUUUCUAGCAAGAAACUAGUUCAUUUAGUAUCUAUUACCAGUUUUGGUUGUUUGUGUUGGUGAGGGUGACAGACAAGUGGAUGAAAUGUGGUAGAAGUGGAUUGAAGCACCAAAAGCCUUGCCGGGACCCCCCUAAGUCGACUUUGAUCAUAUAUUAAGUUCGGGGCAUCUAACACGGAGAUUACAUUAUUAUCGUUGCACAAAUUUUGCACGUGUCGUCGCUAAAUUUCGUUACAUACUAAUCGUUGUGUGUCAGGAGCAGUGUUUUUCAUUGAAUUGGGUCACUGGUGAAUCAAAAAAUUGUAAAUUAUCGGAUAACGCCAGCCCACAAGAUGGCCGACUGUUAUUCGUAAGGUACAAAUAAAUCUUUUUCCAUUUCAUUUUGCCUAGUUAUUUUGAGUUAAAUCGUCGAGCUAGUGUCAGUAGAGCGUAGUAUUUUUUAUUUAUUAUUAUCUUAAUGUUUGGUGUAUGAAGUGCUAGUAGUAGGAAUGUCUUUGUUCUAGUCAUUAUGUUCAUGCUGGAAAUAAAAAAAAACAUGCUCUUCUUUUGUGAUUUUGUAACUAAAAGUACCUUGCAAUGUGUUUGUAGUUGCAUUUAUGUGUGUCAUCAGUAAUUAUUCUACAAAGGUCAAUUAAGUUCAUUGCUCAUUGUCAAGUCAUUGCACUUUCAGAUUUAUUUGCUUAUAACAUUGUGUCAUCAAACCCGUUUAUUUUUGGGAUCAUUCCUACAAGGAUGUUCAGAUUAUUUUUUCCCAUCAUCAGCAUGUGUUCAUUAGCAUUUGUUUAACACCUUCACAACCAUUGUAUUCAUGAUGCAAGCUUUUUACUAGCUGCUUUUUGGUUUAGCGGAAUGAGUCAUUUGGUGCUUUUAGAUAAUGAGCGGUGCGUCUGGUUCAUCAGGGAGUGGUACGGGACGCGGCAGAGGUUCAGGCUCUAACGGGGCCAUCGCUGAGAAUAAGCCAGAAACAAAAGAAAACAAACCCAAUUCCAAGAUGUCGAAGGCUCUUGGUACGUCAGCAAAGAGGAUCCAGAAAGAACUUGCAGAGAUUACACUAGACCCCCCACCAAACUGCAGUGCGGGGCCAAAAGGAGACAACUUGUAUGAGUGGGUGUCCACCAUCCUAGGCCCACCUGGUUCAGUCUAUGAAGGCGGAGUCUUCUUCCUUGACAUACAUUUCUCUCCAGAGUACCCAUUCAAACCUCCCAAGGUGACAUUCCGGACUAGGAUAUAUCAUUGUAACAUCAAUAGCCAGGGGGUCAUAUGCCUAGACAUCCUGAAAGACAACUGGUCGCCGGCGCUGACAAUAUCUAAAGUUUUACUAUCAAUAUGCUCAUUGCUUACCGACUGCAAUCCAGCCGAUCCCUUAGUGGGUAGCAUCGCAACACAAUAUCUCCAGAACAGAGAGGAACACGAUCGCAUCGCGCGCCUCUGGACUAAGCGCUACGCAACAUGAUUGCCCUGCCCCCGCACCGCCGCUAAGGAACAACCUGCAGUAUCAUACUCAAUACCAUUCUGUUCUAAAUCCAUCCUGUUCACGUAACUGUAAGCUUAUAAUGUUAAAUCCGAUCACUCCGCGCUCCCGGCGACACAUUCAUUACCUGCAUCCUUACUCGCACUUAGCGAAUGUGUCCCAUAGCGCGGGGUGUUUAUACAGCUUAUUAAUUUUUAGUUGCAAUUAAUGUGAUGUCAGUAUGCUUAAUGACGGUCUGAAUUAUAUUUUAGAAUGAUGAACGAUUUAGUUGUGAAUUGAAUGAUUUUCUGUUAAUGUUUCUAGCUCUGUAUUAUACAUAAUACAGUGAUAAGUUUACUAAUGAAAGUGUAUCGUAGGUUUAACCAGUGAUUUGAGUCAAUUUUACCGCUAUAAUGCGAUGAUCUCAUACACUCUUCACCUGUUACUACUUAUGUGUAAGUAUGUCUGAACUAUUGCGAUACCUACUAUUAAUAUUUGGGAAUAAAUCGCAUUAUUGUAUUGUAAAAUGUUUUUGAUUUCAGGCUAAUACUUGCAUGUCUUAUUGGAUUUAGAGUAAUAUCUUUAAAGACAAUAUUUUAUUUGCUGUCAGUCCCCACUUUGGUUUUAAAUUGUAUUCAUUGUAUUAUAGUUCCUUUGUUGAGUCACUAAAUGAUUUAUGUGAAUAUAAUAUUUUAUACUAAUUCAACACAAACGCCACUGCGCUGCUGCGCUGUACAAUGCACGUCAUCCUCUACAUUUGCCACAAAUGUCUUCAAAAAUGAAUCACUAUGGUUGUAAUUCCUCUUGUCCUCCUGUAUAUUACAUUUUGCAGUUUGUAAUAAUAUAGUACUUAUAUUUUUGGAGAUAAAAUGUGACAGAACUGGCAGCAUUGACAAGUACAAACAGAUGGUUUCAAACAUUACAUGAAGAACCACCAAUCCUCUACCAAGUUCAAUGCUUUGUAAUUAUAAUUAAGACGAUGUUUCAAUAACAAGCAAUAAUGUUGCUUAUAUUCUAGUGAGAUGUCACAUGUUGGCUGAGGAAACAAUGCAAAAUUAUAGUUUUGUGAGUGUAUAAAGUAAAUAGGAUGUUUGCUUCGGAGGGUCAAGUCAGUCGGUACCUUGAAGUACUAUGUACGUAUUAUAAUUUUAAUCGAAUCUAAUUUUGGUUUAUUGUCAUUAUUUUUAUUAGCGAAUGCGUUGUGAAUGUCGCUAAAAGCUUCAUUUGACUGAAAACUGAGAAACGUUGCAUUAGAUAGGUUUUCAACAUGGUCCAUUUUGUUAAGGAUUAGAUAGUCAAAUUAUUUGGAAUUUUAAGACUUCGUAACAAAACGGGGACGUAUAGUUUGUUUGUUUUAUUUGUGCAAUUUAAAGGGAUUUUUUUAUAUACAUAAUUAAAUCUUGGUUUUAUUUUACAUUGUAUGACUAUAAACAAUUAACGUUGAUUGUGUAGAGUAGGCCUGGGAUAUAAUAACCUAUUUAUUUUUAUCAUAUUGACUUAUGAAAUAUAUUAUAUUGCGUAUGUCUCUUCGUUAUAACCGGUUGAUGUAAAGUGAUUCGACAAUAUAUUGUGCGUCGUCACGGUAGCAGCGGACUUCGGAUUUGAUAGUAUGUUUUACUCGUUAUCACAUAUCAAUUUAACAUCUGGAUAAUGAAAUGAAAUUUAGAUUUAUUUGUUGUGAUGAUUUUGACUACUUUUACCAUUAUCUAAGUGCCAAAACUCAGGCACAUUGGCCUCCGCUCCAGUCUGACAUCUCCAACUUUUCUAAAAUAUUCCGUUUAGUAUGUAAACAGUAUUAGGUGUAAGUUAUUUUAUUGUCUAGAUAAUGUAUAAUGUAUGUCUUAACCUUAGAACUAAUUAGAAGUUUAGCGUUGUAAUGAUUUUAACUAAAAGUGUAUGUAUGUCGCGCGUAUAUGAAUGUUUGGUGAUACCGUCGUGAAAAUGAAGAUUUUAUAAAUUGGGUGAUACCGCGAGUGUCGGAACUGGUGCUGUGAGAUUCAGAUGCUUGCGACAUACAGAUGAAUACUGAUCGAUGUAUUCGGGACUGGUAUAUUUUGUCAAUGUGAUUUUUAAAUUAUUUUAUACUGUGACUGGAAAUGUGUUGCUUGCAAAACAACAGCUGUAUUUAACGCGACUGAUGUUCCUCGAAAUUCAACGUUCAUGCUCUGAAACCUAAUAACCAUCCUCUGUUAUUACAAUUUAUAUCAUGGUAUAAAAUAGGAAAAUAAAAAUGUGUGUAACUAGGACACUCAA